ACACACCUGGCUUCGCAUCAUAUCACACAAAAUAAUCCCUCUUUUUGCGGUGUUCGGCUGUUCAGCGGUGAAACUAGUAGUAAAACAGUAUUUUGCAUUAAAUUGACCUACAAUGGGCGAUCGCAAUCAUGAUCCGGGUAUUAUGGAUAAAUCGAUGCGUUCGGUGUUCGUGGGCAACAUACCAUAUGAUGCGACCGAGGAAGCCUUAAAGGAGAUUUUCUGUGAGGUUGGCCUGGUGCUAUCCAUGAAGUUGGUGUACGAUCGUGAGACUGGCAAACCGAAAGGCUAUGGGUUUUGCGAGUAUAAGGACAAAGAGACGGCUCUCAGUGCGAUGCGUAACUUAAACGGGUACGUAUUCGGUGGCCGGCCGCUCCGCGUGGACAACGCUUGUACGGAAAAGUCACGCAUGGAAAUGGCCGCAUUGCUGCAUGUAACUCGUGCAGAAAGUCCGUACGGCGACCACUGCUCGCCACAACAUGCGCCGGAGGUUAUUACGAAGCAUGUUAGUAGCAUGCCACCGGAACGCUUACACGAGCUAAUGAUGCAGAUGAAACAGUUGGUUCAGACGAACCUGUUCGAGGCACGCCACUUGCUAGUGCAAAAUCCUCAGCUAGCUUACGCUCUGCUGCAAGUACAGGUGCUCACCAAGGCGAUUGAUCCAGCUGCAGCCUAUUCGUUCCUGUACAAAUCGCAAUCCGCUCCUAACUUCAGCGAGCAAUUCCAACAAAACCAACCUCAAGGUGGAAUGCAGGGAAAUUCGGGACAAUUCAUGCCACCGUUCGGUGCCAACGGGAAUGCCGAAAACUUUCGUCCAAAUGUGGAUCCUAGGCUUGGACGUCAGGCCACAGCGGGUGCAAAUGAUUACGAUCAUCGGAAUCGUUUUGCAGCCGGUGGUCAGGCGGCACAAAGACCAACGCCAGUACCUCAGAAUGCACCACCAUUUCCAACCGACCCUAGGCAGCGGCCCGUCGACCCACGCAUGGGAAAGGAUCCUCGCUUAAUGAAUGCAGCAGGUGUUCAUUUUGUACCAAAUGCAAAUCAACCCCAACCAGGUAGUGCCGUGGGAAGACCGAUGGUCCCACCACCCAGUGCCGCUUCCCUGUCAGCAGCAUCAUCCGGUCUGAAUUUGGAUCCACUUCCCAGCGAUGCCACCGAUCAAGAAAAGGCCACACUUAUCAUGCAAGUGCUGCAGUUGUCAGAAGAACAGAUUAACCUGUUGCCCCCGGAGCAACGCAAUAGCAUUCUGGUGCUAAAGGAGCAAAUAGUUAGAAGUACACAAAUUCGAUGAAUUUAAAGAUAUUUUGAAAUCUGUCGCUCGGGAUGAAGUUCACGUAGAAUAAUUCUCGAUUGUCUAAAAAUGGUAAACAAUAAAAUGAUUGCAUCUAUUGGGAA
Molecule: messenger RNA, 1392 nt
Organism: Anopheles funestus (African malaria mosquito)
Lineage: Eukaryota; Metazoa; Arthropoda; Insecta; Diptera; Culicidae
Product: cleavage stimulation factor subunit 2-like
Exons: 2
Coding region: 113-1288 (391 amino acids)
Biological process (GO): mRNA 3'-end processing
Cellular component (GO): mRNA cleavage and polyadenylation specificity factor complex
Molecular function (GO): mRNA binding
Source: RefSeq, a predicted model, not a curated record